Messenger RNA from Cooperia oncophora, 186 nucleotides. The record is from the annotation of a GenBank genome assembly. NCBI's taxonomy places the organism in Eukaryota, Metazoa, Nematoda, Chromadorea, Rhabditida, Trichostrongylidae.
AUGGGUUGCGGUAAAACGUUUCUGGUGUCUUAUGCAGCAAAACAGCUGAAUUUGCCGUUGAGGACCAUGCAGAUGGGAGAUCAAGUUGACUCCAAGAGCUUAUUCGGAUCAUAUCUCUGCACUGAAGCAGCGGGACAGUUCUUGUGGAAGCCGUCUAGUUUUAGCGAAGUUUGUUUCUACUUUUAA